AUGGAAGAUAUUCGUAACGGCCUAAAAUAUUUAUUCCAAACACAAAGCGAUUUGGUAUUAGCGAUCAGUGGUUCUGGACACGCUGGGAUGGAAACCGUCAUAUCUAAUCUUGUUGGACCGAAGGAAACGAUGCUGAUUGCUAGGAGAGGUAUUUGGGACGAGAGAGCCUUAAAUAUGGCUACGAGAUAUGGCAUUAAUGCGGUAGAAGCUCGUAUUCCUUUCACCACCACAUUCAAUUUGGAUCAGAUUGAAGUCGAGCUGCAGAAGUUGAAACCGACAGCCCUCUUUAUUACUCAUGGGGAUUCUUCAACGGGUACAGUUCAAAAUCUUAAGGGAUUGGGAAAUUUGUGUCAUAGAUAUGGAGCUCUGCUUAUAGUGGAUACAGUGGUAUCUAUAGGUGGGGAGCCGUUUUUCAUGGACGAUUGGGGCGUGGAUGCAGUCUAUGCAUCAUCACAAAAAGCUCUCAGCGGGCCAGCUGGAAUAUCACCGGUUGCUUUCAGCAAAAGAGCUGAGAUGAAAAUAAAUAGCAGAAAACACCAACCACCAUUUUACUUCGACAUCAAGCUAUUGGCACAGCAAUGGAACUGUCAUGGAAAUACACGACUGUAUCACCACACUAUGUCUCCACCGUUAAUGUGGGCACUACGACGAUGCCUUCAGGAAAUCUGCACACGUACACUUCCAGUGUUUUGGGAACAACACGCAACAAUUGCUGCACAUUUCUGUAAGCGGUUGGAACAGAAUGGCUUUGAACUGCUCAUUCCUAAAGCUGAAGACCGCUUGGCAACAGUUACUACGGUGAAAUUACCAAAAGGCUACGAUUAUACAGAAUUUGUUAAAUAUAUACGAGAUAACCAUAACAUCCUCUUAUUUGGGGGCUUGGGUCCAACAGCGGGCAAGUCUCUGAGAAUUGGUAUUAUGGGAGUCAAUUGUACUAGAGAAAUCGCUGAUGCUAUUGUUGAUGCUAUGAUAGAUGCUUUGAAGAAUCUCAAGAAGUGUUCUCUAUAA
Messenger RNA from Danaus chrysippus (African queen), 1008 nucleotides. The record is from the annotation of a GenBank genome assembly. NCBI's taxonomy places the organism in Eukaryota, Metazoa, Arthropoda, Insecta, Lepidoptera, Nymphalidae.